AUGGCGUUGCCUCCGAAAUGGUACCAGUUCCUCGUUUCAGUCUUUGCCUCGUUGGGCUCUGUACUAUAUGGCUAUGAUCUCGGUGUCAUUGCUGGAGCCAUCGGCUCUGACUCCUUCAACAACCAAUUCAAACCCGAUUCGAAUGAGACUGGUGCAGUCGUCAGUGUGUUUACUGGUGGUGCUUUCUUUGGAGCUUUCUUCGCUGGCCCAUGUGGUGAUAAACUUGGUAGAAAGAUGACUAUUCUGAUUGGGUCUAUCAUCUUCAUUGUCGGUGGUGCCCUCCAGACUGCUGCUCAGAACCUGCACUACCUCUACGCUGGCCGUGCGAUUGCUGGUCUUGGUGUCGGCAUGCUGGUCAUGAUUAUUCCCCUGUACCAAGCUGAAUUGGCUCACCCCAGCAUCCGUGGUCGUGUAACAUCUCUACAACAAUUCAUGCUGGGUAUCGGUGCCUUUGUCGCAUCUUGGGCCGCCUUCGGAUGCUACACCUCUUACGGAGCUCACGACAGCAGGCAAUGGAGAAUCCCUCUCGGUAUUCAAAUGCUCCCUGCCGUGCUUCUUGGUGCUUUGAUUCUAUUCUUCCCAGAGUCCCCUAGAAAGGGACUCCAGACUCUCGCCAAGUUGCACUCUCAUGGUAACGCUCAAGAUCCCUGGGUCAUCGCCGAAUUCGAGUCCAUCCAAGACGCUGUCACCUACGAGAAGGAGCACGAAGCCAAGUCUUACCUCGAGCUCUUCACCAACAAGUCUAGCUUCCGUCGCUUGUUUAUUGCUGUUUCUCUCCAGGCUUCCGUUCAAAUGACCGGUGUAUCAGUCAUCCAAUACUACUCGGUCGAAAUCUUCAAACAGAUUGGUAUUUCGGGAGACGACACGCUAAAGUACCAAGCCAUCUCUUCUCUGAUUGCUCUUUUGGCACAAUUCUGUUGUCUCAUGCUGAUUGAUAAAUUUGGUCGUCGUUGGCCUCUUAUCCUUGGUAACAUCGGCAAUGCUCUUUGCUUCAUCGUUGCAACAGUCCUCCUCGCCAAAUUCCCUCCGGACCCCAAUAAUCCCGACAACUCAAACAAGGGUGCUGGUUGGGGCUUCAUCGUCGUCGGAUGUUGGUUGUACAACUUUUCCUUCUCAUCUACAUGCGGUCCUUUGAGUUGGAUCAUCCCCGCCGAGAUCUUCGAUACCAGAACCCGCUCCAAGGGUGUCUCGAUCGCUACCAUGGUUUCCUUUGCUUUCAACACCAUGAUUGGGCAGACUACAUCUGUUGCCAUUGACAACAUUGGCUGGAGAUGGUAUAUUGUGUUUAUCACUGCUGGACGUCCUCUUGAGGAGAUGAACUAUCUAUUUGCACAAGCUCCGUUGUUUGUGCCUGGAACUGCUGCUGGUGGUCGCCAGGGCUUUGCUACUGGCGAGCUUGAGAGACGUGCUGAGGAAGUUGAGAGAAAGGGUUCGAUCACUAUUCACCAGGAGGGAAGCCAAGAGUGA
Aureobasidium musti is the source of this 1467-nucleotide messenger RNA. Lineage: Eukaryota; Fungi; Ascomycota; Dothideomycetes; Dothideales; Saccotheciaceae. The record is from the annotation of a GenBank genome assembly.